This is a messenger RNA of Nelumbo nucifera (sacred lotus), 1463 nucleotides long. RefSeq names its product putative B3 domain-containing protein Os03g0621600. The record is from RefSeq and is a predicted model, not a curated record. NCBI's taxonomy places the organism in Eukaryota, Viridiplantae, Streptophyta, Magnoliopsida, Proteales, Nelumbonaceae. Gene Ontology annotation, molecular function: DNA binding.
CAUCCCUAAUAUAAAUACGGAUACGGAGAGAGAUGUGGCUCGUUGCCUCGUUCGUUGAGGCAUCAAGCUUCAUUGGACUUUGGGCUCCUGAGUAAGCUUCAAGUCGCCUAAAAAUGCUGCGUUUAAGUCUCAUCGGUCACAGCAAAUCACCCUUCAGAGUUCAGAUGAUAGAGGACGAGGAGGAGGACGAGGAGGAGGCUGAGGUUUUCUAACUAGUUAACUAGUCUUUCCCUGAUCUCUGUGCUUCGAAGAAUAACCACCCUGUUAAAGCCGGAGAUGAUGACCAAGUAUCGGUGCUCAACCCAACUGGGUAAUACUACAAAGUGUUCUCGACGCAAGAGGCCUUCCUUUUUCAAGGUCUUGCUCCCCUCUCACUACUCCAAAUUGCUGCAGAUACCACCACCUUUUAUCAAGCAUUUCAAUAGAUCAGUGCCCAGAAGAUCCAUCAUUAGAAGUCCGACCGGAAAAUGUUGGCCUGUAACUGUGAAAAAGAUUGAGAAAAGAUUCUAUUUCCAAAAGGGUUGGCAGAGCUUUGUGAAACAUCAUGAUUUGGUGGUUGGAGACCUUUUAGUUUUCAGCUACCAUGGCAAUUCAAAGUUCAGUGUUAAGAUAUACGACCGAAGUGCUUGUGAGAAACAAAUGCCUUUACCACCUGUAGCCCAGAUUCAGAGCACAAGUGUUUCCCACCCAACGAAUGGAAAGCAAGGCAAAAUGAUGCCCAAAGUCACCAAGGAAACAGGUGGAUGUGUCAAGCCAAACAGAAAGCCUAUUAUCAAGAAUGGAAGAAAUGGAGGGUUUGAAGCUGCCUGUUCAUACAAAACAGAGUUUCCAUAUUUUAUUGGAGUUUGGAGAAACUCUAGAAGAUAUUACAUGACGAUUCCAAGUGCUGUGGCAAGACAGUUUUGCCUUGCAAGCAAGGUGAAAAUGGUUCUGCUUUGGGAUCCUCAAGGGAGGCCAUGGCCAGUGAAAGUCUGUUUCAGGAGAGAUGGUCGUGUUGUUCUGUCAGAUGGGUGGGGUGAAUUUUCUAAAGCAAAUCGUUUACUUGAAGGUGAUGCCUGCAGCUUUGAGUUCUGCCAUGGAAUAGGCAAUUCAAUAUGUGUCAAUAUAUUCCGAGCAAUGGGAUCAACCAAACGACAGGCAUCAAACAACAAGACUGGGACUGUAGUACCAGUCUCAUCUGCUACAAGCCAAAAAGGUUCUGUUAUUGCAGUAUCUAAGUCACUGCAGUGGUAAGGAAAGGAAAAAAAAAAGUGGAGGAACAUCUUCAGCAUAGGAGGUUUGCUAGGUUUAGAGGAAGAUUAUCUAGUAUUUAAUGUUACUUAGUGGGUGCUUUUGGAAACCUUUCUCUGUACUCUUCAUGCUAUAUAAAAAAUGCCAACGGAGAAAGAGUCAAGUUCUUUCCUAAAAUGUUUCUUCAUUUGGACACUUUUGAAUCUAAUUUCCAUUGGAUCAUCUUAAUCAUU